AGCAAAAGAACCAAGAUGCAUUCCUUAUUUUUAUUCUUAAACCUUACUUUGUGCUUUCUACCUUUAACUUUGGCGACAGUAGUUCCUGACUUUAAUCACGUGGAGAGAUGUAAGGACUCUCUAUAUAUGGGAACACCACCACGGGGCUUUACCGACAUCGGGCUGAAAAAAAUCUGCCAACGCUACGCAGACAGACCUCGGUACGUGACCUUAUACGACCCCAAAAAGAGGAUCCCGGUGUACUCUGCUUACUCAUUCAAGAAAACCGAAGGGGAUAGGCGAGUGGACUAUCCCUGGAUGUAUGAACCACAGUUGGCUGAAACAGAUGGAAAUGGUAACAUGCUGCCCUUCCCCACUGGAUACCUGCAUAUGAAGUUUGAAGACAGCCAGGCGGUCCUUGAUGACUAUUCGGAUGUGGUUCUUUAUGAAAGAGGCCAUCUAAAUCCUGACCAGCACCAGUCCACUCCACACGACCGUGCCGCUACUUACACUUUGACCAAUGUAGUCCCUGAGAUCCGUGAGUUCAACAUUGGCCCAUGGCGUGAGUAUGAAGAGCGCAUCCGAGUCCGUCUAAACAACUUCUGCCGUGGCACUGCCUACAUCGUAACCGGGGUGACCACCAGGGGUAACAUGAUUCGCCGUAACAACCAGGACCGUGUGGCUAUCCCUGAAGACAAAUGGUCUGCUUACUGCUGCACAGAAUACGACCGGAACGCACCUCACGACGUCCGGAUUCGCUUCCCGUCCCAUGCGGCUCUGGCCAAAAAUGCCAAAGAGGGUAACAGUGUCCAUGAGAUGACAGUAAUGGAGCUGGAGAUGUUCCUCAAAGAUAACCUGGAGGUCGACCAGAACCUUCAGAUCUUCUAUGACAACUGCAUUUCUCCAUCACCACUUCCUGUUUACCUGCAACAUACCAUCUAAACAUCUGAAUGUGUACAUG
Molecule: messenger RNA, 940 nt
Organism: Periophthalmus magnuspinnatus
Lineage: Eukaryota; Metazoa; Chordata; Actinopteri; Gobiiformes; Gobiidae
Product: endonuclease domain-containing 1 protein
Exons: 2
Coding region: 16-921 (301 amino acids)
Molecular function (GO): hydrolase activity; nucleic acid binding; metal ion binding
Source: RefSeq, a predicted model, not a curated record